Bipolaris oryzae ATCC 44560 is the source of this 2781-nucleotide messenger RNA. RefSeq lists its product as uncharacterized. NCBI's taxonomy places the organism in Eukaryota, Fungi, Ascomycota, Dothideomycetes, Pleosporales, Pleosporaceae. The transcript is spliced from 7 exons. The record is from RefSeq and is a predicted model, not a curated record. The coding region runs from base 1 to 2781 and encodes 926 amino acids.
AUGGUCAGAUCAAAAUCUGCAGAACCGAACCAGAAGGCUGUAGUCGAUCGACUCCCAUCUAUAAGUGGAUGGAUGACCGAGCGCAAUGCAUUUCGCAUACUAUCUGAUAUCUGCAUACAAGGAUACAGAGAUCAUGGGCAUCGGAUUGGUGUGAUACGGGGGCCAGAUUUCAGUAGUCUUGAUGGAGGCCUUAUCUUCGAUCCUCCAGAGGGAUUUCCUAUGAAUAUGGACCCUUCUGCUGUAUGGUCCUGGGUCAAUAAGCAUCGCCAAAAGGACAAUCUGCAGAUCGUACCUAUCGACAUCAAGCUCAGCAUUAGUACUCGAUCAGCUCGGCAAAUUGCUCCUAUAUUUAUUGUUGCGCCACCUGGGAAUAGCGAAAUUUUAUGCAUAUUACCUGUCAACAGCUACACAGCCCUACAUGCGAACACAAAAUUGGAAUACCAGGACUCCCAUACUCUUGUCAAAGAUGAGUCGAUCAAAGCACACAGAAUGCGGCCGCGUGAGCCUCUACACAUUAGCACUCUUUUAGCGCCCUUUGCAGUACACCGGUGUGAUCUCUUUGAAGCACUGUUGAGACUGAAAGAUGCGUUCAAGGGCCAAACGACAUACACCAACCCGUCUAAUGGUGUUGUAAUGCGAGGUUGGACGCCACCAUUACCUGAUUGCAGCCCCGAAAAGCUGAUGAUGAUAUUGGGGGAACGUCAGAAGUUUUCUGCAACCACCAUCCAAGAACUUGCUCAGCUACUACGCGCUCAGCCAGAAUUUCAACUGGAGCUAUUAUUCAACCUUAUACAGCCCCUAAGUUGCGACUUAAUACUUCGAGACAAAAAGUCAUCUACGGUGUACCUUAUUGAGCACAAGACGACUACAUCACGGGAAACAAAAUCUGAUAUUGUUACUCUACGGCCAGCACCGGAAUGGGCCGACUAUAAACUCAACUGGAAUUUUCUUCUUCAUCAACAGGGAGACUGGCUUGCAAUUCACACACGAGAGGGACAUAAAGCUAGAAGUAGUACGCCAGCAGUCCGUGUUAAUAUUAGAAGUCCUGACGCAAUCUCUACUUUCGCUCGUACAAUACAGCAAACGACCGCAACACAAAAGCAGAGCACACGCACCAUUACAGCACGGAAAGAGCUUUUCCGCAUAGCAUUCUGCGAUGCCAUCAACGACCAAUGCUACAAGCUGGGAAAAAAUGCUUGCAUAAUUCUGGAAGGCAAUGCUUGUGGAGACGCAGUGAUGGUCCGGCACGAUUGGACGGAGCGGGACACGGCUAGAUACAAAGCGAACAGAACGCUCCCUGUGUCUCUCGUGGGAGGUAUACGAUCUGGAUCUCUCAGCGCUCUCGUGCUAAGAUUUAUCGCGCAUAACUGGCCGCCCCGGGUUCCGCCUUCGCAAAUAUUUGAACCAACGCGCGUUAGGACUAUUGAGAUACCACUAUGCAUGAGCCAGCCCUUUAUCUACGUUGCUGCUACAAUCAGCUCUCCAUCUAUAGAUGGUCAGCCUAUUCUCGAUCAACCCAUCCUUCUACCUUCUGGAGACACAAAUUGGCUAGUCAAGUAUAAAGGGUGUAAAGUAUGCGACAGUGAGAUAAGAACUAGGAAUUGGAGGCCAGUCAUUCAAACACUUGGGGAAGGCCAGGGAGCGGGCCAGCCCGGAAGCUCGCUCAUACAACUACCCUUUCUGAAGCAAGACGCGGAACCACUUUGCCACGUUUAUGCUUUUUCCAACGGCUCAGUACACCAGCAUUUCGAUAAUCUUUUGUGUGAUCAAGGUUCACAUUAUGUCACCCCAAUCUAUGGGCCAAAUGGACUCCUUCAACGCCAGUGGAACCACGGUAGCCCCAGAAUGCAAAACACUGGCUCUUCUGCAACUCAUACGAUGAUGUGCCGAGUAUUGACAACCCUUCCACCGAACACACAGCCGAUGGCUACUGAUCACGUUGAAUCUAUAUACAACGAGAAGAAGAGAUGCAUUGUCAAAGAGAGAGAUUGCACGGAGAGCAGAGCAAAGGAUUUCUCACACCAGGCCAUGAUCGGCGAUGACAAUUACGGUAUGCCCUUAGCGGAUAUCAUGGCGCAGUCCGCAUUCAAAACAAAGUACGUCCUGCGAUGCGAUUAUUGCGAAGAUGAAAAGAGCUGUCGCUUCUAUAUCCCGGAGAUUGCUUACAGCCGCAAAGUGAUUCCUACAUGUAUUGGCUGUUACGCUAGCAAACACGCUUGCACGUUUCAUGGCGUCAUGUGCCUUGCAACCAGUGUUUUGCUGAUAGAAAGGUGUGCGACAAUCGAGUUGAGUGUAUACGAGAAGCUUGUAAGAAUGGAAGCGAGCCCGGCGAUGAAUCAAAUUGCCACAAGGAUUGUGACCUGGCCCACGACGACGAUGGGUACACUAAUUUCAAGAGCGAUUCGAAUUCCGUAUAUGAGAAGGGAAAUAGUUUCUUUUAUCCGUGACGGAAGCCCAGCGGUUGACUCUGGAAAGAUCACCUGGCCCGCACACUGUCCUGGCAGCGAUGGAGAGUCGAAUAGCGGGGAGCUUUUCGUUGAAGGGCGUAAAGUUUGCGCGCGCAGAGGGCAAUGCAUAACGAGCGAAAAGCUCUACAACACACUACGUGAGUACUUUCUAGGCUCAUGUUCACACGAGCCAUGGCACGCUUUAAGACUCAAAGCUCUUGCAGCUAUCCAUCGGGAGAGGAGAGCUGGUGAGAAGUAUACAACAUCGUUUUGGCGCAAAAUACAGGAAAAGGUUGACGGACCAGAAAGCAUUCCAGCUAUGGUGGAGAAAUAG